UUGAUAAAGGGUGGCGCCGGGCGGCGCGUGGCGCCUUGUGGUGUAUUCCGCUGCCGGCGAGCAUUUCUUUGUGCCAGCGAGCCCCGCUCUGCCGCCUAUAGCGCUCUUGAACCCGGCCCUGUCCCGCAUAUAACGCCGCCCUUUUAAAAUCUCUUUUUUCUUUUCGUCGCCCGCAGCGGGGUUGGGCUCGGCCAUGUUCAGCUGGGUGAGCCGCGACGCGCGGCGGCGCAAGGAGCCCGAGUUGUUCCGCACCGUUUCGGAGGGGCUGAAGCAGCUGUACGCCGGCAAGCUGCUGCCGCUGGAGGAGUACUACCGCUUCCACGACUUCCACUCGCCCGCGCUGGAGCCCGCCGACUGGGAGAGCAAGCCCAUGGUGCUGCUGGUGGGCCAGUACAGCACCGGCAAGACCACCUUCAUCCGCCAUCUGCUGGAGCAAGACUUCCCCGGCAUGCGCAUCGGGCCCGAGCCCACCACAGACUCCUUCAUCGCCGUCAUGGGCGGGGAGAGCGAGGGCGUCGUCCCGGGCAACGCGCUGGUCGUCGACCCCCGACGGCCCUUCCGCAAGCUCAACGCCUUCGGGAACGCCUUCCUCAACAGAUUCAUGUGCGCCCAGCUGCCAAACCCUGUGCUGGACAGCAUCAGCAUCAUUGACACCCCCGGGAUCCUUUCUGGAGAGAAGCAGCGGAUAAGCAGAGGCUACGACUUUGCCGCGGUCCUGGAGUGGUUUGCGGAGCGGGUGGAUCGCAUCAUCCUGCUCUUUGACGCCCACAAGCUGGACAUCUCAGAUGAGUUUUCGGAGGUGAUCAAGGCCCUGAAGAACCACGAGGACAAGAUCCGGGUAGUGCUGAACAAGGCGGACCAGAUUGAGACGCAGCAGCUCAUGCGGGUCUACGGGGCCCUCAUGUGGUCCUUGGGCAAGAUCAUCAACACACCCGAGGUGGUGAGAGUCUACAUCGGCUCCUUCUGGUCGCAUCCACUCCACAUCCCGGACAACCGGAAGCUGUUUGAGGCAGAGGAGCAGGACCUCUUCAAGGACAUCCAGUCUCUCCCACGGAAUGCCGCCCUCCGGAAGCUCAACGACCUCAUCAAGAGGGCCAGGUUGGCCAAGGUCCACGCCUACAUCAUCAGCUCCCUGAAGAAGGAAAUGCCCAACGUCUUCGGAAAGGAGAGCAAGAAGAAGGAGCUGGUGAGCAACUUGGGGGAGAUCUACCUGAAGGUCGAGAGGGAGCACCAGAUCUCCCCGGGGGAUUUCCCCAGCCUUCGUAAAAUGCAGGAGCAGCUGAUGGCGCAGGAUUUCAGUAAAUUCCAGCCCCUGAAGCUGAAGCUGCUGGAUGCUGUGGAUGACAUGCUGGCCAACGACAUCGCCCGUCUUAUGGUGAUGGUGCGGCAAGAGGAGUCGCAGAUGCCGACGCAGGUGGUGAAGGGUGGGGCGUUUGAGGGCACCAUGAACGGGCCUUUUGGCCACGGCUACGGAGAGGGGGCAGGCGAGGGCAUCGACGACAUGGAGUGGGUGGUCAGCAAAGAUAAGCCGACGUAUGACGAGAUCUUCUACACCCUCUCACCCGUCAACGGCAAGAUAACGGGCGCCAGUGCCAAGAGGGAGAUGGUGAAGUCCAAGCUGCCCAACACUGUCCUGGGCAAGAUCUGGAAACUGGCGGAUGUGGACAGGGACGGGCUUCUGGAUGAUGAGGAGUUUGCGCUCGCCAACCAUCUCAUCAAGGUAAAGCUGGAAGGUCACGAACUCCCUGCCGAUCUUCCCUCCCACCUGGUGCCUCCCUCCAAGCGCCGGCAUGAAUGACGCUCCUCCUGGCAGGAGGGGGGUACCUCUUGACUCUGCUCAGCCUCGGCACGCUUCUGGUGCCCACCAAACUGCUGCCAGCAGGACCUGCCUUUGAACUUUGCCACCUGCGAGAGCAAAAAAAAACCUUUUUGAAGGAACGGAGCCCGGGCACAAUAACAAUUUUUUUGGGGGAAAUGUUUAAUACAUCAACUAUGUUUGAGGCAAUGGUCUUGUGUGGUGUUGCGGAGAUUGCUGUCUCUUCAUUCUAGUUGGUCUGCUUUUCUCUAGACGAGAACCUCUGUGUAUGUGUGGGGGGAUGCCCUUUUUCCAUCAGCCUAUUCUUUCUUCACCAGGUGUGUUGUUUGAAAAAGGGGGUGCCCAUCCCAGCAGCUCCCUGAUGAAUGGUUUGCCUGGGCCGAGUUGUAUGUGACGUCGUGCUUUUCUCUCCCACAGAUGGUUUUCUGGUUGACAUUUGGCAAGGAGGAACACGCUGCAUGCACCCUCCUCGCACCCGCUGGUGUUGUGGGGCUGGUCUUGUGCCUCUUGUUGCUUGUAGAGACACACACCCUGGCACCUCUGGGGCACGAGCAAGCUGUGGUGACCUCUGAGCGCACUUCCGCACUGUCCCCUUGCUGUCACAGUCACAUUCUUGGAACACUCCUCACAUCCACCCUGCCGAUUUUAACACCUGACAUUUGGACUGCCUUGCUGGUUAAAAAGCCCCAGGCCAAAGCAGACAUCACUUCCCCAUCACUCUUAGCCCCCCCUCCUGUUCUAGCCUUCUCUGAAUCGGGCCCGAGAUGCCACUUUGCAAGAUUGAUACUGGGGUUGGGGUGACUGAGUAAACUUCCCACUGGGUAGACUGGCCUUUCAAUGGAGGGGUGGGUCUCCCCAGAGCUAGAAAAACCUCACUCAGCGUAGCUCUUAAAAAUUGGUUGUACCUUCACAAAGUGGUGCCAAAGAGGAUUUUGCUCACAUCUUGGUAGGAAGAGUUAACUGUGCAUAGACUCCCCCUCCCCCCGCCUCCAUGUUGUGCUGUCUUGGGCAAGAAUGGAUGGGAAUGAAUUUGUGGGGAGGAGGUGGGGGCACUGCAUAGAAGGGUGGUGGUUCUCCAUAUCGCAAGGAGUUCCUGGCAGGAGUUGGCGCAAGGAGGUCUGUGGGGAGAAGCUGGGCUUGCGUGUGCCCGUGGUCUCUGCAGCUGAUCCGGUCCUGGUCUUGUGCAAGCUCUGUGGGAAUGGAUUUGAAGCCUUCCUGGUUGUAGGUUACAUCUGAAGAGAGAGGCUUAUGAUCCUCUCCUGGAGGAAAAGAAGUAGUUGGAGAGUUGUAUUACUGGCUGCCCAAUAAAUCUUCAGCCUGCAGGUGGGGGCAUAACUCCUUUUUUUCCUCUCUGCCAGAGGUGCAAAGGAAAAUGGACUGGUACAGUAUUUUAACCCUGUAAGUGAAACACAAUUGGCCUCUUCUGUUCAGAGCAGCUUAGGAGGAGAUCCUACUAAGACACAAGAGGAUGUCAAAAGUGCAUUCGGUGUGGGAAGUGGAGGGGCUGUUAAAUGUUCCAACCACGCCCCUUACAUUAAAGUUGAUUUUGGAGUUUUGCA
This is a messenger RNA of Rhineura floridana, 3375 nucleotides long. RefSeq names its product EH domain containing 1 (gene EHD1). NCBI's taxonomy places the organism in Eukaryota, Metazoa, Chordata, Lepidosauria, Squamata, Rhineuridae. Gene Ontology annotation, molecular function: calcium ion binding; protein binding; molecular adaptor activity. Gene Ontology annotation, biological process: clathrin-dependent synaptic vesicle endocytosis; endosomal transport. Bases 194 to 1798 code for a protein of 534 amino acids. The record is from RefSeq and is a predicted model, not a curated record. The transcript has 5 exons. Gene Ontology annotation, cellular component: intracellular vesicle; plasma membrane; presynaptic membrane.